Messenger RNA from Chrysochloris asiatica (Cape golden mole), 557 nucleotides. It is a transcript of the gene TMSB4X, whose product is annotated as thymosin beta 4, X-linked. Gene Ontology annotation, cellular component: cytoplasm. Bases 16 to 150 code for a protein of 44 amino acids. Lineage: Eukaryota; Metazoa; Chordata; Mammalia; Afrosoricida; Chrysochloridae. Gene Ontology annotation, molecular function: actin monomer binding. The transcript has 2 exons. The record is from RefSeq and is a predicted model, not a curated record. Gene Ontology annotation, biological process: actin filament organization; regulation of cell migration.
UUCCACCGCUACACCAUGUCUGACAAACCCGAUAUGGCCGAGAUUGAGAAAUUCGAUAAGUCGAAAUUGAAGAAGACAGAAACGCAAGAGAAAAAUCCACUGCCUUCAAAAGAAACGAUCGAACAGGAGAAGCAAGCGGGCGAAUCGUAAUGAGGCGGCGCCGCCAAUAUGCACUGUACAUUCCACAAGCAUUGCCUUCUUAUUUUCCUUCUUUUAGCUGUUUAACUUUGUAAGAUGCAAAGAGGUUGGAUCAAGUUUAAAUGACUGCUGCCCCUUUUCACAUCAAAGAAUCGAGAACUACUGACAACGAAGGCGGCGCCUGCCGCUCCCAUCGGCCUGUCUGGCUGGCAGGGAAGGAAAAGAACUUGCAUGUUGAAGGAGGGAGCUGGGUGGGACGACAGUGAAUAAAAUAUAUAGAGUAAAAACAAAGCUGGUCCAAGGUGUCCUGCAGGCGUAAAAUGCAGUUUAAUCGGGGUGCCAUUUUUUUUUUUUGUUCAAAUGAUUUUAAUUAUUGGAAUGCACAAUUUUUUUAAUAUGCAAAUAAAAAGUUUUAAAAC